UCAUUUUUUUGUUUCCCACAAUUCAUACCACUUUUACUCAAACUACUGGUAAUUAAUUAAUUGCACUUUAAUUAAUCCCUAAUUAUCCCCUUCACUUUCCACACAUUAUUGACAGCUUUCCCAUUCAAUUCCAAAUUUCAACUCAAUAAUGAAUAAUCAGCUGGUUUCAAAUUAAUAAUAACAGAAAAAACAAAAACCCAACCUAUUUUUUAUAUCUGAAAAUUAACAUCCUUUUCUUAUUCUCAAUCUCUAUUUAACCAAAGAAACCAAAACUUUUUUUCCCCUUAAAACAAACUGAAAAUUUAAAACAAAAAAAAAGAACCAAACUCGUUUCGCUCAACCAGCUAUAUCUAUAUCUCUCUAUAAUGCCUCCUUUAAUCUUAAGUCCCUCUUUAUCUUAUCCACUUGAACUACCUUCUAUCGAUGAAAACACACCUAUUGAUCCAAGAAAGCUAUUACAAGUCAGAACUGGUGCCUCAACCUUUCUUUAUCGCUCAAAUAUCUUUCUCCAUGGUGGUUUAACCAUUCCUUUGAACGAUCUAUAUGACAUCAAAAUAUCUGAAAUUGAAAAUAUUCUAAUCAAUAACUACAACUACAACUACAACAACAAAACCCUAAAUAACAUUAAUCCUUUGUUUGCCUCAAACUACAAUAAUGAAACAUAUACCCAACCCAGAAACUAUUUAAGCUAUGCCCCAAUUAGAUCAAACAUUUCCAGCAUUAAAAAUCAAUCAAACUUCGCUUCUUAUGCUCACUAUGCUGCUCCCAUAAGCAAUUUGACUUCAUUAAGAUCUAUUUUCCCUCCCGUUGCAAUUACUUUGGGUAGAAACGCAUUUACAAGAUUUUGUCUCUCCAUUUCAGACUUUCAAUUUGUUUCCGCUGAUGGUGAUACAAUACCAAUUCCAUUAUAUAUUCUAAGAAAAAGAUGGGGAAGAACAUUUGACACUAUAUUAGCCAGAAGUUAUUCAAGGGCUGUCGCUCUAUUACAAUCACAGGAAGAUAAGCGUAUAAGGGAAACUGAUGCAACUGCAGACAAAAGUGCAGACAGUAUUCAAGUCGAAAGCAAUGAGGACUCAACUUCUUAUACUCAACAGCAAAAAUUAAUUGGCCUUUACAAAUCAACCUCCAACUCUUCUUCUACCUAUACUAACAUUACUAACACAAAUAAAUCUGUUCAAUCACCAAACAUCUUUAUUAGUGAUUAUGGAUCACUGUCAAAUCCCACAAAAAAUAAUUCUGAACAUCAAAAUCUUUCAAAUAAUCAAACAUCUGAUACUCCAGAAAGCAAAAGUGCAAAAUCUCAUCCAAAAUUCAUAAUACCGCCAAAGACAAACGAACCAACCAUUCCAAUGCCAGUUCCCUCAGAAUUACAAAGAGAACAGUUGGAAUAUCAAAAUCAGAAGAUGUCUUUGUUAAGUGAAUUGGAAAAAGUUGGCCCUGUUGCCAUGAAUAAGCGAGAAAGCAAUGCCUCUAGUGACCGUUUACAUAAACCAUAUAGCUAUGAUGAUUCUUCCAGGGCUUCCAGUUUUAUUGACAAUUUAAGCUCAAACAAGAUCACAGAAGUUGAUUAUAAUCAAGACAAUGUCAAUAGGACAAUGUUACUAGGACAUCUUUCAAAUUUAAAUCAAAACUCUGAGCUUUGUUUAGAGCCAUUAUUAAUUCCAAGAUCACUAUACUUACCGUUUUCAACAAGCUCGGUUUAUAGCUUUGCAGAAUAUUUUUUUACAGGACAAGUCAAUCCUAAGUGGCUAUUGACCAACACUUUGGAUUUAUUAAUGAUUGCUAAAUUCUAUGAAUUGCCAUUAUUAUACGAUCUAAUUUCUGAAAUUUUAUAUGUUAUAAUUGGCAGAAAAGAAAGUUAUAUUAAAAAAUACAGUAAGGUAUUGUCAGAUAAAUAUUUUGAGAUUUUUGGCAAAAGAUAUGAAAGUUUGAAUGAAUUUUUUGAGCCCACACUUGCUGAAACUGAAGAAGAUUUUGAUAUGAUGUUAUUGAAAAAAAUGAGUAGCAAAAGAAGAGAAAGUAGGAAAAGAUCUGAACUCAAACAAAGAGCUAGCCAUUUGUCCACUGCAAGUACAAUUUCUCUUAAAAAAAAACUAGGUGAUAGCAAAUCAAUGGAUCCACGUAAUUCAUAUUUAAAUUCAGAUAGUGAUAGCAUAAUCAGUAAAGAUGAUGAGGAUGUUGAUGAUGACAAUCUGGAAAAAUUAAAUCCACAAGACCCAAUUGUUGAGGAUAAGAAAUACUUGGAAAAUCAUCCAUAUAAUCUUAAACAAAACGAUAAUUCUUUAUGCACUGACGAUGACAUUUCAUCUAGUGAUUCAGACGAUUUUGAAAUCGGAUUGGGAUUAGCUGAUGAUAUUUAUAAUACAGAAAUUGAGACAAAAUUCAGAUGUGGAUCAAUAUUUUCUGGGAAGCAGAGCGUUUUUUCUAAAAGCAGUGAUUAUUUUAGAGAAGCUGAAUUAUAUCCUGUGAUUGGUAAUGGAUCAGCAGCUACAGUUACAUUGGAAAAUUUGGCAUCAAGUAAUUCACCAGCUCCAUCAUUUUUUCUGUUGCAAUAUAUUUAUGAAACGGGAUGUUUGGGGUGUGAUGUUAGAUUAAUGGUUAGAAGUAUGAAUAUUUUAGAUCUAGCUAAACGUUUUAACAAAGUCAAAGUUGAAGUUGAAGAUGUUUUACGAGAGGAGAUCGCUAAGGAAGAAGAAGCGAAAAAAGAAGCAAUGAAAAAGCAAGAAGAAUUCAAAAAAAAAUUGAAAGAGGAAAAGUUGGAACAACAAAGGUUAGAGAAAGUUCGACGCAAAAAUGAAGCAGCUAAACUGGAACAAGAGAAAAUUCAAAGACAGUUGGAUAGGUUUGAAAGGCAUAAAACAGAAAAAAAGAAGGCUAAUUUUCGGUCAUCAACACACACUUCUGCUAGUAAUGCUAGCACUAAUAGUGGAAUACUGUCAUACCAUCCAAGAUCGAAGAGAACAUCUGGUCCAGUUGGUAGUAUUGGACAAAGACAAUUUUAUCAUAAAAAUAGAGUUGAUAGUGAUUUAAAUUCGUUAAAUUCGGACAAGAGUAUGUCAAGGAAUGCUAUUUCUUCAAUUGGAGAAUACUUGACACCAAAAUAUUCGAAUAUUUCAACAACAGGUACAAUUAAUACUACGAGUACUAUUGAUACUACAAAUACAAAUACAAAUAUGACAAGUGCAUCAUCUGAGUAUAGUCAUUCUGUGGAUGAACCAUGUUUUGAUAUGAGGUCGACAGUCGAUGGUAAUAGAAUUAAAUAUACGAAUCAGAAUGUUUUGGGAAAUAUGAAUACCAGUUCUGGUAAUAAUCCUAGUUUGGGUGGAUCUAAGCUUGCGUCGAAUAUUUAUAAUAGGAAUUAUCCUAAUAUUUCAAACACUCUUGACAAUGGUAAUAUAAAUAGAAACAAUAGCAAUGUUAAUAAUAAUAAUAAAUAAUAAUAAUAAUAACUUUGAUAAGAAGAACUAUGGUAAUAGUAAUAAUAAUAAUAAUAAUAAUAAUAGUAAUAGUAAUAGUAAUAGUAAUAAUAGUGCUGAUGCUAGAAAUGAGUUUAAUUCAACUAUGAAAACUCCCACUAAUAAUAUUUCUCAUCACAGACGUCACAAUGAUCAUCACCACAAUGAUUUCAAUUACAA
Molecule: messenger RNA, 3635 nt
Organism: Ascoidea rubescens DSM 1968
Lineage: Eukaryota; Fungi; Ascomycota; Saccharomycetes; Ascoideales; Ascoideaceae
Gene: MDS3
Product: Mds3p
Exons: 3
Coding region: 366-3437 (1023 amino acids)
Biological process (GO): cell redox homeostasis
Cellular component (GO): cytosol; mitochondrion
Source: RefSeq, a predicted model, not a curated record